AUGAAGGUAUAUUGGUAGAAAUGGAUAUGUUUAGAAAUACAAUGCUCCAAUUUAUUAUUAUAUAAGGAGUAUGAUGAAUUAGGAAAUGAAAUUACUAAUAGUUAAAAUAUCAAAUGCAUGUAAUAAUGUGAUGAAUGUAUAAAUGAAAGUUUUUGUACUAAAUGUAGUACAAAUUACAAUUUAGAUGCUAAUUCAUAAUGUGUAUUAUAAUGCCCAACAAACUGCAACAAAUGUUCAGUUGUUUCUUAAUGCGAGAUUUGCUAAACUGGUUAUGAAUUAAUUAAUUAUCAGUGCAUCAAAUUAAAUUGCCCAAAUAAUUGUGAUAAAUGUUAUAAGGAAUAAAAUAACAUUGUAUGCUAUUAAUGCCAAGAUAAUUAUUAUUUGAAUCAAUUAGACUGUUUACCUUAAUGUCCAUCCACUUGCAGAACUUGUGACUUACCAUUGAUUUGUACAAGUUGUCCUGAAGGUUUUGUAUUGACAUCAGAUGCUAAAUGUAAAUUUGAAGACUAAACUGUUGUUGAUUAAGUCAAAAAUACAAGUGUGAGCACACCAAUAAGAUAUACAUUCCCAGAUGGAUCCUAUGUAUUAGUGUGGUACUAAAAUGGUGAAAAAGCAGGAGUAUAUUUCUAAUUAUACUCUGUCGAUAAUUCUAAGGUAGGAAGUGAAAUCAUAGUAUCAGAUUAGACAAGAAGAUUGUUAGUGGAUUCUUCAAUAACGAAAUAAUAUUAUGCUCAUUUAGCAGCUCUUGAUUACAACUUUUAUAUUCUUUGGGCUGAUUCUACCUCAGAUUAGACUAAUUUCCUUUUACAAGAAUUCGAUUCUACUGGUACUAAAUUAACAUCUGCUUAGUCAAUUGGAGUAUCUAAUAACAAUGUUGUGUCAUCACUGACUCAACCUUGUUAAUUAUUACCACUAUCCAAUAAGAAUAUGCUUGUAUCAUUCAUGACUCAAAGCCCUGAAGAUUAAUCAAAUUACAACUUUAAAUACUNUUCUUCACUUUAUAUCGUUCACAAGAUAGCGAAAAUUAUUAAUGGAAUGCUUAUUUCAUUUUUGAGUCAUAAUUAACUAAGAAAUUAACAAUAUAGAAAUAAAUCAAUUAUUUCACUAAUUUAGAAGUUUAAAAAAUUGAGUAAGAUUAUGUAGGAGUUAGUUAUUUUUAUGACUAAAUAGAGGUUUUCAGAAUUGGUUAAAAUUAAUAAGUGAUCAUACAUAAAGUUAUAUAUCUCCAAUUGAUCGAUUCAGAUUCAUCUACAUAUAAAGAUUGGGCCGUUUUAGUGGCAUUGAUAAAUAAUUAAUAUUCUCUAACUUACAUUUAAAAUGCAUAUGAUAAAGGUUCAUAAGGAAAGAUUUACAAGAUAACUUUGGAUUCUGAAUUAGUUCCUAUUGGAUAGCCCUAAGUUAUUUUCCAAUAAGAGAAUUUAAGCUCAAAAGAAAGAAUUGAUUCUACUACUUAUAGCUUUUAUUCCAUAAAUGGAAUAAUUCUAUGGACAGGAGAGUAAUUGAUAUAGAGGAAUUGCCCAUAUUCUUAAAUUUUGAAUAGCUAUUCCUGUAAUAUAUUUGACUUGUAAAAUGGUAAUCUAAUCUAAAUAUUUACACAAUUUUUUUUCGAACCGAAUGCUUUUGUGAAAGGAGGAUAAUUGAGUUAUUACAGACUACUAAAUAAGGAAUACACACCUAUAACUUUAGAAAUGAAAAUAAAUGAAAAUAAAUUGCAAUAGCAAGAAUUUAUAAAAUUUUUAUCCUUUUCAAAUACAUUUGCCAUAGUAUUAAAGGAAUAUCCUAGUUAUAAUUCGUUUAAGUUCUAAUUGGUAAUUUAAUACUUUGAAAAUUCUGGUACAAAACUAGGUUCACAAAUAUAUAUUGGCUUAUUUUAAUCUGAUACAUUUAUAAAGUUUAUUUAAUUAGAGAAAAGUUGUUAGAUAUUUUGGUAAGAAAGAAAGUGCUUGGAUGAAAUAUGCUUAACAUAAUAAAAUAUGAUAUUAUUUAAGGAGUAUGAUGAAUAAGGAAAUGAAAUUACUAAUAGUUAAAAUAUCAAAUGCAUGUAAUAAUGUGAUGAAUGUAUAAAUGAAAGUUUUUGUACUAAAUGUAGUACAAAUUACAAUUUAGAUGCUAAUUCAUAAUGUGUAUUAUAAUGCCCAACAAACUGCAACAAAUGUUCAGUUGUUUCUUAAUGCGAGAUUUGCUAAACUGGUUAUGAAUUAAUUAAUUAUCAGUGCAUCAAAUUAAAUUGCCCAAAUAAUUGUGAUAAAUGUUAUAAGGAAUAAAAUAACAUUGUAUGUUAUUAAUGCCAAGAUAAUUAUUAUUUGAAUCAAUUAGACUGUUUACCUUAAUGUCCAUCCACUUGCAGAACUUGUGACUUACCAUUGAUUUGUACAAGUUGUCCUGAAGGUUUUGUAUUGACAUCAGAUGCUAAAUGUAAAUUUGAAGACUAAACUGUUAUUGAUUAAGUCAAAAAUACAAGUGUGAGCACACCAAUAAGAUAUACAUUCCCAGAUGGAUCCUAUGUAUUAGUGUGGUACUAAAAUGGUGAAAAAGCAGGAGUAUAUUUCUAAUUAUACUCUGUCGAUAAUUCUAAGGUAGGAAGUGAAAUCAUAGUAUCAGAUUAGACAAGAAGAUUGUUAGUGGAUUCUUCAAUAACGAAAUAAUAUUAUGCUCAUUUAGCAGCUCUUGAUUACAACUUUUAUAUUCUUUGGGCUGAUUCUACCUCAGAUUAGACUAAUUUCCUUUUACAAGAAUUCGAUUCUACUGGUACUAAAUUAACAUCUGCUUAGUCAAUUGGAGUAUCUAAUAACAAUGUUGUGUCAUCACUGACUCAACCUUGUUAAUUAUUACCACUAUCCAAUAAGAAUAUGCUUGUAUCAUUCAUGACUCAAAGCCCUGAAGAUUAAUCAAAUUACAACUUUAAAUACCAAAUAAUUGAUCCUAAUCUUUAGAGUAUCAAUUCAAUUUAAGAGAUUCCUAAUGUAAGUUAUUUAAUAGCUCCAUCAAUUACAGAGGAUGACUAAGGAAUGAUAUAUAUUAGCUACACAAGUAAUGGAUAUAUGUUUGUCUAAUAAAUUACCUAAUUAGGAAAUCCAGUUAAUUAACCUUAAGCCAUUAGUGAUGAUGGAACAUUUGCACUUAAAACAGCUUAUUUAAAAAGUGGAAUGUUUGUAUUCUUAUGGGAAAACAAGAAUAUAUAAACAUAUAAAGCCUUAUUCAGUCUAAACUAUUAAUUAAUUUCUAAGGAUUUAUCUUAAAAAAGUGAAGUUAAGGGAAUAGGAAGUUCUUAAGUUAAAGAAUAAACACCAGAAUUAAAAUAAUUCAAUAAUGGAUUCAUAGUAGCCUGGUAAACUACAGAUUCACAAUACUAAGCAGAUGGAAUAAAAUUCUAAAUAUUUGAUUCUUUGGGUGUCUAAUUGACUGAGAUUAUAAAUGUAGCCAUUUCAGGAAAAUAUCCUUAAAAUCCUAACAUUCAAAUAAUAAAUGAUGAUUAGUUUGCCAUUACAUACAUAUCCAAAGGUUUAGAUGUUGAUGGAUCUAUUUUGGGAGGUAGUAUUCAAAUCAAGUACUAUAAUAAAUAAGGACAAGAGUACUUUGUCACAACUUCUCAAUUAUGUGGAAAAGAAUGUAACAUUUGCUAAUCUCCAUUAAAUUGCUAUAGAUGCUCAUAUGGUUAUUAUCUAUCUUAGGAUAAUUAAUGCAUGAUGGAUUGUGGUCUAUAUUGUAAUUAAUGUGAAGUUCCUUUGGUCUGUAAAUCUUGUGUAAGUGGUUACGAAUUAAAUUCAAGUAAUUCCUGUACUGAAGUUUCAUGUCCUGCAGGAUAUUAAAGAAACCAAAAGACUAAAUUAUGUGAUCCUGAAUGUCCAAAUGAAUGUGUUUGCUCUCUUCCAAAUAUCUGUAGUUCUUGCAUAGCUGGCUAUUAUUUAAAGGAUAGUUAAUGUCAUUUGUCAUCUAAUCCUCUCUCCGAGAGUCCCAUUUCUAACCCUUAUAUCUUCUAUGCAUUAAUAGUUGUUUGUCUAAUAUUACUUAUAAAUUGGAUUUGCUGUUAUAAAUGCUAUAUUCACCAUAGAUAAAAGUAGAAAGUACAUUUAUCAGAUGAAAAUAUGGGACAAUUAUCUUCUGCUGGAGAACGCUAAUAAACAGAUAACAGGAUAUAAUAAGAAACUGUAUCAGCAGAUCCUAUGAUAAAAAAAGAGAAAACUAAUGAGAAUAUUUCCUAGCUACAAGUUAAGAGCGACAAAGAUAAUGAUAAUCAAUAACCUUUUGAUUAUGGUUAACAGCAUAAUAAGAUAAUUACCAAAUAAAACAAUAAAUAUUUAUCAAUCAUUAGCUUAGAUGAAAAAUGA
This is a messenger RNA of Paramecium octaurelia, 4328 nucleotides long. The record is from the annotation of a GenBank genome assembly. NCBI's taxonomy places the organism in Eukaryota, Ciliophora, Oligohymenophorea, Peniculida, Parameciidae.